AUGGAUGAACGAAACUGCUCCUCAAUCACACAAUUUGUUCUAUUGGGAAUUACUGAUAACUCUUUCAUAGAAGUGGUUCUAUUCAUUGUAUUUCUUCUCAUCUAUCUCCUUAUUCUUCUGACAAAUAUUGGAAUGAUUGUUUUGAUCAGAAUGGAGCCCCAGCUUCACACACCAAUGUACUUCUUCCUCAGUCACCUCUCUUUCUCAGACCUCUGCUAUUCCACUGCAGUUGGACCAAAGAUGCUUGUGGACCUAAUGGACAAACACAAAUCUAUAUCUUUUGUUGGCUGUGCCUUGCAGUUUUUCGUCACGUGUAUCUUUGUAGACGCUGAGUGCAUGCUCCUGGCAGUGAUGGCCUUUGAUCGGUACAAGGCCAUUAGCAAUCCCCUGAUGUAUGCUGUAGAGAUGUCCAAUAGAGUUUGUUAUUGCCUCCUAGCUGGAGUUUACCUCAUAGGAAUGAUAGAUACUGUGAUACAUACUAUAAUGACUUUUGGGCUAUGUUUCUGUAGAUCUAAUGAGAUUAAUCAUUUUUUCUGUGACAUCCCUCCCAUCCUGUUACUAUCUUGCUCAGAUACACAGGUCAAUGAGUUAGUCACCUUUAUUAUUUUUGGUUUGAUUGAACUCAGCACCAUCUCAGGAGUUCUUGUUUCUUAUUGUUACAUCAUGUCCUCAGUCUUAAAAAUUCACUCCACUGAGGGGAGAUUCAAAGCUUUCUCCACCUGUGCCUCUCACUUAACUGCAGUUGUCAUUUUCCAGGGAACACUGCUGUUCAUGUAUUUCCGCCCUGCUUCUGCUUACUCUCUGGAUCAAGACAAAAUGGCCUCAGUGUUUUACACCCUAGUGAUUCCUAUGCUUAACCCUCUGAUUUACAGCCUUAGGAACAAGGAUGUAAAGGAGGCCCUGCAAAAACUAAAAAAUAAAAUAUUCUUUUAA
Molecule: messenger RNA, 933 nt
Organism: Cricetulus griseus (Chinese hamster)
Lineage: Eukaryota; Metazoa; Chordata; Mammalia; Rodentia; Cricetidae
Source: RefSeq, a predicted model, not a curated record